AUGGGCGCCAUCGGCCUCCGGAGGGCCCUCGGGGCCGCCCUGGCCGUUGCUGCGGCGCACCUAAUCUUCGCGUCGUGCGAAGGGGCUCCGGCGCCCGGGAGGCGGUCCGCCAUCACGGAGAGGGAGGCGCGGGGCCCAGGGCUCAUUGAUGAAGUCAUCACGUCAAGAGGCAUUCUGCAGACCAACAGCGAUUUGGAUGCGGGCCUGAUUUCCGCCGCCCAGGAAGGGAACCUCGAAGAAGUCCAACGCCUCCUCGAGCAGGGCGCCGACAUUGAGGCCACCAACAGCGCUGGCGCCACGCCCCUCAUCGAGGCCAGCUACGGAGGCCAUAUAGAGGUGGUGCGCCACCUGCUAGGGGGCCCAAGGGUCCAAGGCGCCAACGUCUCAGCGCAGGACGCCCUAGGCUUCUCCUCGCUGCACUGCGCGGCACAGGAGGGCUACCUUGUCAUCGCCAAGGACCUGUUGGUGGCUGGGGCGCCGGUGGAGCAGGUCACGGUGCGUGGCUCCACGCCUCUGCUGCUGGCCGCCCAGGGCGGGCAGCUGCCGCUCGUGAAGGAGCUGCUGCAGGCGGGGGCGAAUCCUGGCCUGGUCGACCGGGACGGGGCAACGCCACUGUACAAGGCGGCGCAGGAGGGCCACAGGGAAGUGGCCAAGAACCUGCUGGAGGCGGGGGCGGAUGUGGAAGGGGGCAUUGCAAAGCGCAAGGUCACGCCUCUCAUUGUGGCAGCUCAGGCGGGCCACCUCAACGUCGUGGAGGAGCUGAUAUCACGGGGAGCGAACGUCGGUGCACGUGACAUCUCUGGAGUGACGGCCCUCCACGUGUCACCGGUAAUGCUGGCCACCGAUGGAGAGCUCACAGGCAAGCUUGUGGCUCACGGCGCCGACCCUACACUUCCGGAUGGGGCUGACAACCAACCUCUGCACUGGGCAGCGGAGUUUGGCAACAAAGCCGCGGCUGAGGUGCUGUUGAGGGCGGGUGCGGAUGGCGAUGCGAGAAGCGGCGACGGCCGGCUGCCGCACGAGUUGGUGUGCAUCUGCACAGAGGUGGAUCCGACACUGGAGGCUGCACUGACUUGCGACAAGGGCGCAUGCUCGAAGAAGGACACUGCGUCUUUGAAGAAAUUCUUCAAAAAUGCCGAGCAAGGCUGA
Ostreobium quekettii is the source of this 1149-nucleotide messenger RNA. The record is from the annotation of a GenBank genome assembly. NCBI's taxonomy places the organism in Eukaryota, Viridiplantae, Chlorophyta, Ulvophyceae, Bryopsidales, Ostreobiaceae.